Lagopus muta (rock ptarmigan) is the source of this 3637-nucleotide messenger RNA. RefSeq names its product interleukin 23 receptor (gene IL23R). The transcript has 14 exons. Gene Ontology annotation, cellular component: membrane. The record is from RefSeq and is a predicted model, not a curated record. NCBI's taxonomy places the organism in Eukaryota, Metazoa, Chordata, Aves, Galliformes, Phasianidae. The coding region runs from base 1208 to 3619 and encodes 803 amino acids. Gene Ontology annotation, molecular function: cytokine receptor activity; protein binding.
UCUCAGCACGCAAUGUAGGUCAGUGCUGCUGGCAGUCGCUGCUGCUGCUCUCUGUGACCAGCAGUGAGGCUGCAAUGGGUCCCCAUCCCAUCGCCAUGGGGCAGCAGCCCCACUCCUGUUGUCACCGCUCGGCUCCCGCGUGCUCCUGACCCCGGUAACCAUCUGCAGGCUUGAGGGCUGAGAUGGCUUCUUUCUGCUUUGCUCUUUGCUUUUCAUCUAUUCGGCAACAGGGUGCUGGGGGAUUUGUAACAGAGAUGGGAUCAGAGAGACGUAUCUGGAGACGAGACUGCUCUCGUGCCUUCUGGCUUUGGAGUUUGCCAGUGCUGUAAAUUGGAAUGAAAACGUGUGCAUAAGAAAUGCCCUGAGGAGCAGAGCUGUGACUUCAUGCUGCAACUGGCUGCCGUGAGCAUUUAUUAUUUGCUCAGAGUUCUUCCUAGACCACGAGUGUUGUUUCUUUUAAUUUGCUCCAACUUGCAGGAGGUGUGCGGGCAGCUGGGAGGCCUUCAGAGCCCCUCCCUGGGUCAGUUUGGCGCCUGGCUGCUCCUUAUGAAUGCUUUCACUGUGCUUGAAGAAAAUGAGGUCAGCGCACACAUCCCGAAGGUAACAGGGGGAGAAGUGCAAAGGCGUGAGCUGCAUUUGGGAGGUUGUUUCGGGAUGGACUGUGCUGCUUUGAAGCUUUUCGAAGCUCGAGGUGGAUAAUGCUCUUUUGAAGCUUUUACAGUGGAUUCUGUGCCCCGUUCCCAAAAAGGAGCCCUUCAUCACUGCCCCCAGGGCCAGCGGGUGCAGUGGGAUGGGAGAAGUGAGCCAGGUGGGAAGGAGGGUGAAGGGAGUGCAGGGAACUUCAGGGGAGCCUGGAGCCAUGAGCUUGUGUCCUUGAAGAGGUAGGAAAGCCCCUGCUGGGUCUGAGGGGCAGCAGCUGGAUCACAGUAGGUUGGGGACAUCAGGAGAGUUUGGUGUUCCCAUCCCAUGGCACCACAGCCAUGUGGGUUUGGCUGUUUCCAGGGAUGGAGGCUCCACAGCAGCCCACUCACAAGCCCCGGCCCCUUUAUGGCAAAAUUAUUUUUCCUUGAGUUUCAGUGGAAUUUUGAUCUCCAUCCCAGCUGUGCAGCCAUUGCUCCAUCAGAUCUCUUGACACUGGGCAUGGGGGCUGGCUUCCCAGUGUCCCCGACUGCCCCCAGCACCCCAGGCUGGGUGUCUGGCAGCACUGAUGCCUUCCUUCAUCCCCAGGCUAUGCCCUGCACAGGCAGCAGCCGCAGCCCAGGCCAUGGCGGGAGGCGGAGAGGCUUUCGUGCUCCAUAUUCUGCUCUGCAUCCUGGGCAGAGGUGCUGCCCAAAUCAGGUGCCUGGGGCACGUGAGGAUCGAGCCAGGCUCAGUGGUGCCAAUGGGUUCCAACGUCUCCAUCACCUGUGUCUCGGCGCUGAACUGCCCGUGGGCGAGCCUCUCCAUCCUGCUCAACCUCACAGCCCCCGAGGGUCCCCCACGCCUUCUCAACAGCAGUGCAGCCCAGCUACAGCUGCGUGGUUUCCGCCUGCCCUUCAGCAUCAUCACCUGCCUUGCCCGCUGCCCCAACAGCUACUGGAACGAGGUGAUCUGUGGGACGGAGCUCUGGGCCGGCUACCCCCCAGACCCCCCCGCCAACCUGAGCUGUGCCAUCCCUGAGCACUCGGGGAGCCUGGCAUGCACAUGGGACGCCGGGCAGCCGACACUGCUGCACACCAACUACAGCCUCCACCUGCGCAGCACGCAGACGGCGCAGGAGGAUGUGUUCCCCACGGAUGCACCGGUGCCCUUGAGUGCACUGAAUGGCAGCAGUCACUACCUGGCGUGGGUGCAGGCCAGCAAUGCACUGGGCACGGCACGCUCAGCUCCUCAGCACCUCGACCUGCAGCAGCUCGUGGUGCCCGCCGUUCCCCUGGCUGAGAGCGCGGAGACGACGGCGGGGUCACCUCCCACCACCACCAUCCACUGGCGACAGCAGACGGAGCUGCAGGACGUGCGCUGCGAGGAGCGGCACAAGGCAGUGGGUGCUGCGGAGUGGCAGGUGACAGCAUGGGACAGUGCAGUGCAGCGUGGACACCAACUUCAGAGUGCCACCAGCUACGUGUUCCAGGCACGGUGCCGGCUCAGCGCUGCGGGCAGCCCCUGGAGUGCUUGGGGUCUGCCCUUCAUCUACAGCACACCUGAGGCUGCCCCCGCGGCAGCACCCGACGUGUGGCGGCGGCUGGGCCGGAAGUUCCCCAACGGCAGCCACGAGGUGACAGUCUUGAUCAAGCCGCCCCGCGAUGCUCGCACACCCAUCCUGGGUUACGUCGUUUGGGCCGGAGCCUCGCGUCCUUUAUGCAACACGUCGAGCACAGCCUGCAGCCUCCUCCUGCCUCCAGCACUGCUCGACCUCCGCGUCACCGCCUACAACGCCCGGGGGGCUUCGAGCCCUGCCCGUGUGCCGCUCCGCCGGGACCCCAGCCCGGAAGCCUUCCCACCACCACUGGCUGUGGAUGUGCAGCACAAGAACCAGAGCACCAUAUUGGUGGCCUGGCAGCCCCCCCGGCACAGCAGGACCCCCCCACUCUGGUACAUAGUGGAGUGGGUUUGUACAGCUCCAUACAGCCACGAGGAAGAGUUCUUUUGGAAGAAAGUCCCAGGCCAGGACACCCACACCUACAUCCAAGAGGAUGCAGCAGCAGGAAGCCACAUCAGUGUGUCAGUGUAUGCAGCCUACCCAGACGGAGUGAGCAAACCAAGCUCUGGCCAAGUUUCUUCGGAGGACAGGAUGUUGGACAUCAUCUACCAGGAGGUUUCGCAUGAUGAUGACAUCAGGUUUUUCCUGGGAAUGGGUGUCAGUGUGAUCGUAUUAUCUGUGGUUCUUGUCAUUCUGAUGUUGAAAAAAUCAGCUAGGAAAAGAACUAAGGCAGCAGUGGCACUGGUCUUGCCAAAAUGGCUGCUUGAAGAUUUCCCCCACGUGGAAAACAGCAGGGUGAUAAAGUCCUUCCAGGAAAAGAGUGAAUUCACAAGCAGCAUUUUCAGUGGGCCGGUCCCGGAUAACAGUGACCCCACAAUUACAGAAAUACAGGAGCUGUCAGGGCACAAGAGAUACAAGAAGGUGGACAUCAAAAAGGAACCCAGCAGCGUGGUCCCUGAGAACGUGGAGCACCCACAGAGCUCAGCACCCCCCCACAGCACGGCCACGGAGCAGGUCGGUGACUACAAACCCCAGAUCUCUGAUGCAAACACACUGGGAUAUGUAGCUGCCAACAUCGGCCUAAUACAGCCCUACACACCACCUCCAGAACCAGAGACAAGUAUUUUCUUCAGAGACUACAGCAGCCCCUUCAGCUACCUGUGGGAUGCUCAAGGAGCUGAAGGGCCCCAGAUCUGCCUGCUGGAUAAGAUCAACCUGGUUUUAAACAACGACAGAAGCGGGCAAAACCACGCGUUCAGCUCUGCCCAGGAGGAACAAAAUACACUUUUGGAAAACCAGUGGGAAAAAACACUGUACAGUGAAGGAGCUCAGGAACAAACCUUGGUUCCAGAUGAGCUGGUUUCUUGCUUAAGGGCAACGAAUAGAGGAUCUGUGGAUAUACAGACCUGCUUUCCACAGAGCAUCGGGAGAUUGUUUUGAGAGAAGCCGUGAUUAAAA